Manis javanica (Malayan pangolin) is the source of this 1862-nucleotide messenger RNA. RefSeq names its product actin beta (gene ACTB). Lineage: Eukaryota; Metazoa; Chordata; Mammalia; Pholidota; Manidae. The record is from RefSeq and is a predicted model, not a curated record.
UUGCCUUUUAUGGCUCGAGCGGCCGCGGCUGCGCCCUAUAAAACCCGGCGGCGAGACGCGCAGCCACCGUCGAGACCGCGUUCAGUCCGCGAGCACAGGCCUCUCGCCUUCGCCGUUCCACCGCCACCGCCGGUUACACCACCACCCGCUCGCCAUGGAUGACGAUAUCGCUGCCCUCGUGGUCGACAAUGGCUCCGGCAUGUGCAAGGCUGGUUUCGCGGGCGACGACGCUCCCCGGGCCGUCUUCCCUUCCAUCGUGGGGCGCCCCCGGCACCAGGGCGUAAUGGUGGGCAUGGGCCAGAAGGACUCUUAUGUGGGCGAUGAGGCCCAGAGCAAGAGGGGCAUCCUGACUCUCAAGUACCCCAUUGAGCAUGGCAUUGUCACCAACUGGGACGACAUGGAGAAGAUCUGGCACCACACUUUCUACAAUGAGUUGCGUGUGGCCCCCGAGGAACACCCCGUGCUGCUGACCGAGGCCCCUCUGAACCCUAAGGCCAACCGUGAGAAGAUGACCCAGAUCAUGUUCGAGACCUUCAACACCCCAGCCAUGUACGUUGCCAUCCAGGCUGUGCUGUCCUUGUACGCCUCUGGCCGCACCACUGGCAUUGUGAUGGACUCCGGGGACGGGGUCACCCACACUGUGCCCAUCUACGAAGGUUAUGCCCUGCCCCACGCCAUCCUGCGUCUGGACCUGGCUGGCCGGGACCUGACUGACUACCUCAUGAAGAUCCUCACGGAGCGCGGCUAUAGCUUCACCACCACAGCUGAGCGGGAGAUUGUGAGGGACAUCAAGGAGAAGCUGUGCUACGUUGCCCUGGACUUCGAGCAGGAGAUGGCCACCGCUGCAUCAUCGUCCUCCCUGGAGAAGAGCUACGAGCUGCCCGAUGGGCAGGUCAUCACCAUUGGCAAUGAGCGGUUCCGCUGCCCGGAGGCACUCUUCCAGCCCUCCUUCCUGGGCAUGGAGUCCUGUGGCAUCCAUGAAACUACCUUCAACUCCAUUAUGAAGUGUGACGUUGACAUCCGUAAGGACCUCUACGCCAACACAGUGUUGUCCGGUGGGACCACCAUGUACCCAGGCAUUGCUGACAGGAUGCAGAAGGAGAUCACCGCCCUGGCUCCCAGUACGAUGAAGAUCAAGAUCAUUGCUCCCCCUGAGCGCAAGUACUCUGUGUGGAUCGGCGGCUCCAUCCUGGCCUCGCUGUCCACCUUCCAGCAGAUGUGGAUCAGCAAGCAGGAGUAUGACGAGUCCGGCCCCUCCAUCGUCCACCGCAAAUGCUUCUAGGCGGACUGUUGCGUUACACCCUUUUUUGAGAAACCUAAUUUGCGCAGAAAACGAGAUUGGCAUGGCUUUAUUUUUUUUUGGUUUUUUGGUUUUUCCUUUUUUUUUUUUUUUGGCGCUUGACUCAGGAUUUAAAAACUGGAACGGUGAAGGUGACAACAGUCUGUUGGAGCGAGUAUCCCCAAAGUUCUACAUCGUGGCCGAGGACUUUGAUUGUACAUUGUUUUUUUUUAAGUCAUUCCAAAUAUCGUGAGAUGCAUUGUUACAGGAAGCCCCCUUGCCUUCCCAAAAGCCGCCCCACUUCUGAAGAAGGGCCCAAUCCUUGCCCGAGUUCACCCAGGGGGAGGGUUGGUAGCAUUGCUUCUGUGUAAAUUAAUCCAAAAUUUUUUAAAUCUUCGCCUUAAUACUUGUUUUAUUUUGAAUGGUCAGCCAUCAUGACCACCCCAAUUUUUGGUCCCCCAGUUUAAGAUGUAUGAAGGCUUUUGGUCUCCCUUGGAGUGGGUGGAGGUGCAGAGGCAACCCAGGGCUUACCUGUACACUGACUUGAGACCAGUUUAAUAAAGUGCACACCUUAAAGAAGCAA